AUGAGUCUGCUCUUCAGCGUGAUGGUCGUGCUGCUCACGUUUCCUUUCGGGAAGACGUUUGUUCUUCAUAGUUCACCUCAGACAUCUGCCGUGCAAACCGACAGAUGCAAAGGAGAUCUGGACAUCAGGAAAUUCCUUCUGGAAUCUUUAAAUCUUCAGCAGGAGCCCCGUGUAUCCGUGUCGGGGAUGGAUCAUCUGCGUGAUCAAUGGAAAAUCGCUUUCAAAACCACCAUUCAAUCCACCGCAGGUAAUUCAUCAUCGCUGGAGGAUUCUGGAAACAUGACAGAACCGAAGUGCUGCACACAUUCCUCACAGGUGUUCAUUACAGAUUUGGGUUGGGAGCACUGGAUCGUUUAUCCGGAGAGUUUCACCUUCACUCAAUGUAAAUCCUGUUCUCACAACACGGAUCCGUCCGCACAGUGCUGUAAGCCGAGCGCUCACAACAUCAUCCCGUUUGUCUACAUGGACGAACGGAGCAGUUUGGUUCUGUCCUCUGUGAGUCUGAUCCGCACAUGUGCCCGUGACCCUGGAGAGGACAUGCAGGACCCUGAGGUCAUGACCCCUUCCUAAAAAAGCAUCCAGCUUCUUCAUUGAUCAUCUGUGUGAUAAAACAGUUAAAAGCUUGUAGGAUCUGUAGGUUAAAAAGCUUGGCAAACUUAUUUUGGCUGAAAUACUCGAGGUUUAUGAAAAUGUCUUUACAUUUUACUCUUGCUGCUGUUGGGAGGUCAGACAUAGACACGUGAUGAACUCAAAUUCUGAACUGUUGUGGGUUUUGAGGGGUGUGUUCCAAAAAAUGAAGUGGAAAAAUACAUUUUGAAAGUUCUCAGAAGAUAAUGUUCUCAA
This is a messenger RNA of Myxocyprinus asiaticus (Chinese sucker), 843 nucleotides long. RefSeq names its product bone morphogenetic protein 6-like. Lineage: Eukaryota; Metazoa; Chordata; Actinopteri; Cypriniformes; Catostomidae. Bases 1 to 570 code for a protein of 189 amino acids. The record is from RefSeq and is a predicted model, not a curated record. Gene Ontology annotation, cellular component: extracellular region. Gene Ontology annotation, biological process: BMP signaling pathway; SMAD protein signal transduction. Gene Ontology annotation, molecular function: cytokine activity; growth factor activity. The transcript is spliced from 5 exons.